AGAAACGUCGCCCUCUCCUGACCACAGCAGGUAAUACACCAUUUCCCACAAUGCUGCUGCCGCACCAGCCCGGAAGUAAGACGUUUAUUGACAAUAUGGCCGCCGUGCUGGGUUUGGAUUUGGAGAAAAUUGCAAUUUGACAGCACUCACCGGGGCUGCGUUAAUAACCCAUUUCCACCUCAGGAGUGUACGGAACAGAUGCAUUUGAAUGAAGGGACCCGCGGAUCCACGGGAUGGUGUCAGUGAGCUGAGGAAACGUCCAGAGUGUGAAACCCGUCAUGUCGUUUUUCAAGAGGAAAGCCAAAAGCAAAGAACCAGAGAGAGUGACAGAUGCUAAAGUCAGUAGAGCUCCACCCAGCCCACACUCUCCAUCACUAGGACUGAGGAACCACCAUGCUAUCCAGGACGCUGCUGGGCCCAGCAAUGUGGCCAUCAACGCCAUCUCCGCCAACAUGGACUCCUUCGCCCGCGGUCGCACCGCCAUCCUCAAGAAACAGCCGAGCCACAUGGAGGCUGCGCACUUUGGAGAUCUGGGUCAUUCCAGCGUGAACUUUCAGUCCCAAGAGACCCGCUCCCGGCUGUCCAAGACGGUGGAGCACGUCCUUCGGGACAAUGUGGCGAUACCCCAUUACAUGCAUUUUAUGGAACUACAGGGCGCUGACCACCUGGUUCGGUUCUGGCUGGAGGCAGAAAGUUUCCGUUCUGUCAGCUGGUCGCGGAUCCGAGCACACAGCCUGAACUCUGUCAAACACAGCUCGUUGGCUGAGCCCGUCCCUGCCUCCCCAGGCGGCUCAGAGCCCCUGGAGCUCGCUCUACACAAACCUAAUGCUCUCACUCGGGACAGUAGCAGUGAAGGCCCGACGGUACACCCAGAGCGGCGGGACUCCUCCAGCACAGAAGCAGGCCUGAGACCUGGCACUCCUGGAGCAGAAACCCCCAGCAGGCAGGCCCCCUCCAGGACAGGGACUCCCUACAAGGUGCAGUCAAAUAGCACCCUGCGAGACCUCUCGGACAAACUCAUGAAAAGUAUAGAGAAAGAUGCGGUUACCAUCUUCACCAAGUACAUCUCACCAGACGCUGUGAGGCCGAUCCCCAUCACAGAGCAGAUCAGAAACGACAUAGUUGCUAAAAUAUGUGGAGAGGAUGGCAUGGUGGACCCAAACUGCUUUGUCAUUGCACAGUCGGUAGUCUUCGUCAUCUUGGAGCAACAGCACUUUACUGAAUUCCUGCGGAGCCAUCAUUUCUGUAAAUACCAGAUCGAAGUGUUGACGAGUGGCUCUGUGUUCCUGGCUGACAUCUUGUUCUGUGAGUCAGCUCUCUUCUACUUCUCAGAGUACAUGGAAAAGGAAGAGGCGAUGAAUGUACUGCAGUUCUGGCUGGCGGCUGAUAACUUCCAGAACCAGCUAGCAGCUAAAAAGGGCCAAUAUGAUGGCCAGGAGGCUCAAAAUGACGCAAUGAUCCUCUAUGACAAGUAUUUCUCACUCCAGGCUACCAACCCUCUGGGCUUUGGCGACUCUGUACGGAUGGAGAUAGAGUCGAAUAUCUGCCGAGAGGGGGGACCACUCCCCGACUGUUUCACCACUCCACUCAGACAGGCCUGGACCACCAUGGAGAAGGUCUACAUGCCAGGCUUCCUGUCUAGCAACCUUUACUACAAAUACCUGAGUGACCUCAUCAACUCGGUGCGGGCGGACGAGUUUGUGAAUGUCAGCACUCCAGGUCAGGGUGGGCUCGCGGACAACGACCGUUCAAGUUCAAAUGCCAGCGAGGGCUCUCAGACUCAGCAAGGUGCCAAAAGAGCAGCGAUCAAGAUCCUGAAAAACUUUGACGAGGCGAUCACAGUGGACGUUGCCAGCCUGGACCCUGAGUCCUUGUACCAGCGGCCAUACGCUGGAAGGAUGACAUUUGGGAAGGUGAAUGAGAUGGGCCAGUUUAUCAGGGAGGCUGAACCAGAGCCGGAUGUGAAGAAAUCCAAAGGUUCUAUGUUUUCUCAAGCCAUGAAGAAAUGGGUCCAAGGCAACUCGGAUGAGGCCCAGGAGGAGAUGGCGUGGCAGAUUGCAAAGAUGAUCGUCAACGACGUUGUCCACCAGUCAAAUCAUGACAGCCCCGGCAAGUCCACCAAGUUAUGACCCCACGGAGGAACCAAAGGACUGUCACUCCAUGCAGACGCUGGCCCAGCCAGUGACAAACUGUACACAGGGUUCACCCUACAAUGAACUGCAUUACUCCAAGAACGAACAAGGCAUUUUAUCACCUCCCUAACCCACCAUCUGUCUGUACAUGUAUGUAUGUGUGUGUGUGUGUGUGGCUGUGAGCUUGGGUGAGUGAUUGUUCACGUAUGGGUUAAUGGAAAAGUUUGAAGUACAUCUUCCAACUCCAACUCCAACACUAUAAAGGUACAUGUGUAGUCGCCAAAGGUGAAGUAAAUCCAAUGUCUUACAUCAGACUACAGUCACUCCUGAAGGAAGAAAACAUUGAAUACGCUUGAAGGAAGCCGGCAUGCAGGAGCAGCAUGUCAGUCAGGACCACCACUGCGUUGCCGUCGCCAUACUGUCUGAAAAAUGUCUCGGACCUAUGGAGGAUGUGACAGACUGAAUUACCCUCGCUCCGUCUUGCAGACCUCCCCACAUCUUUUAUGACCAUUCCUUGUUUUUAGAUGAUAUUGUCUCUUAAGGGUCAGCCACAUAAGGCUUAGGCAGGUGAAAAUCAGCAUUGUACAGUUUUUUGCAUACACUUCCCUCAGCCUGCCUGGAGUAUUGUUAUCUGCUGUCCUACCUUGGCUGUUUGACGUACUGUAGAACAUUUUGGAAAUGUGACAAUGAAACAGAAGAAGAGCCGAUUCAGUUCUUGGACUGGCUGACCUCCUAUAUAAACUUCCUUGGCACCUUUACAGAGUGUAGAAGAAGAAAUACUCCUAAUGAACUUAAGUGCUCCAGUUGUGUUGGGAAAACUCCAAACUCCUUGUCCUAAAUGUUAUAUAUAUAUCUAUAUAUAUGUAGAUUUCUGGUUUACCCCAUAUAUUAAUGUUAGUCCUUUUUUUAUGGUGAUCGCUGUUUUUUUUAAGCAUCACUGAAAAAAACCUCAGUGAUGACCGGACUGUUCAACUGGAAAGUGUGCUCAGUGAAUUAAACCUUUUUUUUUUUAAAACCUAUUUCUUUAGAGCCUUACCAAGAAAUGGAAAGAACCAGAAAAGACUCUUGGUACUAUGUACCACUAAUGUUUUCUGACAUGUAUGUAUGUGUACUUAAUCUAUAAUAUAUUUAAAUUGUGUUUGAUUUAAAUACAUAUAUUAUGAAAUGUAUGUCUGUCCUCAUUUUUUUUUUCUUUGACACAUUUCAUUGUUGGUAUAUUAUUGAGCUUUUAGCCAACUGCUGGAUGUGGUUAUUUUGAUACAGUCUUAUGUUUACAGGCAAAUUGAUUUAAAAAAAAAUAAAAAUAAAUCAUUUUAACAACUGUAAAAAAAGUGACAAGCCUAGUGUCAACAGCUUAAAGGUGACCUAUUAUCACCUCUGACCAGAUGGGGGCAAUGUUGACUGUAUUGCUAUGUUCGAGUAAAACAAAAAAGGAACAUGAAUGACACAGAAUAUUAGUAGUUUGUCUAAUUUUUCAAUAAGGUUACUGUGGCUUCUCUUAUACAGGUCCAGACAAAUCCAUAAAUUGUAAAGUUCAGUUCAACCCAAAGGGCACAUAAGUCACCUUGAGCACGUUAUAAAGCAUUUAAAACGUUGAAUUUAUUCUCUGAGGUCUCACUGUGGUGGUUACAUCUCGCUGUGUGAAGUAUUAAUGACUACAGCACAAUAUAAGCUCUGCAAGUACCCAACAUUGUUCAAAAUAAUUUAACUUAAAAUUGUGUGUAUUUUAACGACAUAUAAGCCUACAGUUCAAACUAAUUAUUGUGAUUGAUGCUACACUAAUUAGCUAUUUUUAGCUAUUUUACCACGCAUUGUUACAUGCUGAAGCGAAUGCUGCUUUCCAUUGAUCUUAUUGUGAUUUCCAGACUGAGGCUACCUGCACGUGCAGAGGCAACGCCCACCUCCAUACAAACUGGCAGCCCCUGUCCUGAGCUCUGAUUGGCUGAGAUACAGUUACAAUAACCGACUCAGACAGACCUGUAUCAGUGGAACAAUGAAGACAACAAUACCCACUUUUACUGUACAUGUCGAUGCUGAGAAGUAUUUGUUUUACGGAAAAUAACGAUUCCUUGAGAUUAAAAAACGUUUAAUGAAUAA
Messenger RNA from Centropristis striata (black sea bass), 4229 nucleotides. It is a transcript of the gene akap10, whose product is annotated as A kinase (PRKA) anchor protein 10. Bases 279 to 2129 code for a protein of 616 amino acids. Gene Ontology annotation, biological process: intracellular protein localization. The transcript has 15 exons. Gene Ontology annotation, cellular component: plasma membrane. Gene Ontology annotation, molecular function: protein kinase A binding. Lineage: Eukaryota; Metazoa; Chordata; Actinopteri; Perciformes; Serranidae. The record is from RefSeq and is a predicted model, not a curated record.